Molecule: messenger RNA, 1386 nt
Organism: Salvia splendens (bonfire salvia)
Lineage: Eukaryota; Viridiplantae; Streptophyta; Magnoliopsida; Lamiales; Lamiaceae
Product: putative RING-H2 finger protein ATL21B
Exons: 2
Coding region: 79-1254 (391 amino acids)
Molecular function (GO): polysaccharide binding
Source: RefSeq, a predicted model, not a curated record
UUCAUUCAAAUAGAAAUUCCUCCAACCACCCCAACUCCUCCAUUAACAACCCAAAAAUCACAAAAACCGCAAAACCAAAUGGCAAAAGCAACACAACUCCUCCUCACAAUCAUAUUCAUAACCAUAAUCAUCUCUCUCUUUACAAAUCAAGCCGCGGCCCAAUCCGCCGGUCCUUGCAAACCGGAUUCAUGCCACCCGACCCGCGGCCCCACAAUCAGGUUCCCAUUCCGGCUCGCCCGGCAGCCGGUCCGGUGCGGCUACCCGGGCUUUACCCUCCGAUGCAACGCUCGGAACCAAACAAUCCUCACCCUCCCUCGCGCGGGCGACUUCAUCGUCCAGCACAUCGACUACCAAUCCUCGGCCAUCUACGUAGGCGACCCGGGCUUCUGCCUCCCGGGCCGGGCCCUGAACUUCAGCGUUUCGGGCUCCCCGUACGACGCGACCUUCCUGAACCGGUUCGGCAUCCUCAAUUGCUCCGGGAGGUUGGAGGACAGCGCCGGGGCGGGGGGCUAUUACAUCGUGCUGCCUUGCGUGAGCACGGAAAAUAGCACGGUGGUGGUGGUGGCCGACGACUUUCCGGCGGAUAUGGCGCCACCGAGUUGCCGGAGGGCCGGGAACGUGACUGUGCCGCCGUGGACCUUCUCGGAAUUCUAUUGGCGGCCGAUAGGCCCGGAGGAGGUUUUCGAGCUGAGGUGGAGUAGGCCAGCAUGCGGGAGGUGCGAGACCCAGGGCGGCCGAUGCGGCUUUAAGGAGGAUUCGGGGUUUGCAGUUGGAUGCACCAGACCUUCCGGGCUUCCAAGAGGUGCGAAAUAUGCCGUUAUAAUUGGUGGCGGAGUACCAGGAUUGUUAUGUCUGAUUGGACUAAUAUGUUAUGGUUGUAGAAGGAUGAAACUUGCUAGGCAGCAACGCCGGAUAGACAGCGAGCUAGCGGUACCAACAUUCGAUCGACAAUUAGUAUUCCGGGCGAACAUGGGGCUGGACGUAUCCACCAUAGAGUCGUACCCUAAGACCGUGCUAGGGCAAAGCCGUCGGCUCCCCAAUCCGGUCGACAACAUGUGUUCCAUUUGUUUGUCUGAUUAUCAAUCACAAGAGACUUUGAAAAGCAUUCCAGAAUGCAAUCAUUAUUUUCAUGCCAACUGCAUAGACGAGUGGCUCAAGCUCAAUGGCACAUGCCCUUUGUGCAGAAACUCACCCGAUGCCCCAAGUUCAACACCAACUCCUACUUCCUCAUUGCCUGCAUUAGAUAAUCAAUGAACCAUAUAGUAUCGUCACCAUAUAUACAUGUUUCAUAAAUUUCACAAAUUAAUUCUACUCCUCUUAGAUGUAUCAUUCAUAUACGAAAAUACAAUAUACCAAUUACAACUGCAUUGACUAUCUUGGUUUUCA